UGAUGGUAUUUGAAAACUAUCACAAUGAAUGCUAAAACGCCAUGGCAGAAAGAUCAAGUCCUCGAUGAAAAACCCCAGUAAAAUGGCUUCAGUCUCGUCCAAUUCAUCGCCACAGAGUUUUAAUUCGAGUAACAGAACUCCAGCGGAAGUUUCGGCGAGAAAGACAAGAAGUUCUAAGGAUGAAAAUUUUCCUGAGGUUCCCAAAGUUAUCGAAGAUAGUAAUGGCAAGAGAUACUUCAGAGGAAGACUGCUCGGAAAGGGAGGGUUCGCCCGUGUCUUCGAAGUAACCGACAUGUCGAAUAACAAAGAAUUUGCCUUGAAAGUCGUUCCAAAAGAAAGGCUCACCAAAUCUCCUGGUAAAGUCAAUAAGAUACAAUUAGAAAUCGACCUCCACAAGACGUUGCGUCACCGUUACAUCGUUGGAUUUCACGGCAGUUUUCAAGACCAAUCUCAUUUCUAUAUUCUCAUGGAACUGUGCAAUCGUAAGUCAUUGGUUCAGAUGCUCAAAAGUAGAGGCAGACUGACGGAACCGGAAGUGCGCUUCUUCAUGCACCAAGCAGUCCAGGCAUGCGCGUAUUUACACGAGCAGCGCGUCAUACACCGGGACAUCAAAGUAGGCAACUUCUUCCUCAAAAAUGACAUGGAACUUAGACUAGGAGACUUUGGACUGGCUGCCAGACUGCAACCUGAUCAAAAACAAAUAAGGACCAUGUGUGGUACACCAAACUACAUCGCGCCUGAGGUCCUAUCAAAAACGGGCCACAACUGGCAGGUGGACACUUGGGCACUGGGCUGCGUAAUGUAUACUCUCUUGGUUGGCCACCCGCCCUUCGAAACUAAAUCCCUACGCGAAACAUACCAGCGCAUUCGGAACAACGAGUACACCAUCCCUUCACGAAUAUCAAGUAACGCCGCCAAACUCAUCCAACGAUUUCUCCAACCCAACCCGAGCGAUCGCCCUGAUCUCAAAUAUAUCUUUUACGAUGAUUUUUUUCAAUGUGGGAUACUACCACGCACCCUCCCCCUCACGUCUCUGACCGGGUCACCGAAGAUAACAGAGUACGAGAGACGGACACCUACGGAUUGGAAGAAAGACUCUUUGAAUGGACUUGCUAAGGUUUUUGAUCGUCAAAUGAAGAUUGAGAUGGACGAAAAAGAGGCAAUUGAAGAACGAGGUGUGAAUGUUAAUAGAAAUUCGUUAGAUAAACUAGGAAAUGGACAGUCAGGAAAACUGAAAAAUGGAACGAGAAGUAAAGAUAGCGAUGAUAGUGACCGUGGAAUUGAAUCAGAUAGCGAAAUUCAAAAGUAUUUCUCACCAGAAGGCCUCUUCGUUCAACUCUCUACAUGUCUUCAAUCUCUUAACAAUGAAUUCCGUGAAAACUCUAGAUCUCCUUUACCUGAACUAAAAGGAACUUCAAAGCCUCUCUUUUCUCGGUUUAAAUCAAAGAGAGAGAAUUCAAAAUCCAAGAAUUCAACAAUGGACGAUUUUAGCAAGGUUUUUAUCGUCAAAUGGGUAGAUUACAGCAAUAAAUAUGGAUUUGGCGCUCAGAUGUCUGAUGGUAGCGUGUCUGUUAGGUUCAACGACUGCACAAAGAUUGCUCUCUCUGUGGACAAAAGGAGUAUUUGCUACUGUGACGAAGAUAGCAAGAUAGCCCGUUUCUCAUCAUCGUACAUUCCCGAUAGCAUCGAGACCAAAGUCACACUCCUGACAUAUUUCUCUAAUUACAUGGAUAAGCAUCUACUCAAGGGAGGCGACCAAAGGGGCUGCAUCAGUAGUAACCAACAAAUUAGUUCACCUUUCAUCGAUAUCUGGUUCCGCACUGAUAUCACCAUGGUGAUGUAUCUUAGCAACGGAACACUUCAGGUGAAUUUUUUCAAUGACCACACAAAAGUGGUCCUUAUUCCGGGCGAAGACGAGGCUAUGCUAAUUUACGUAAACGAACAACGAGAGUGUACCACUCAGUUGCUAAGUGACGUGAGCUCAGACACAUGCUCGAUGAAGAUCCUUGAGAGACUGAGCUAUUGUAAAAAUGUCCUUAGGAAAAUUAUGGAAGUUAUUGCAGAAGAGGAGAGCAAAAAGGAAUAAAAGAGCACUACUAAUGGAACGGACCCUUUUCAAAAGUAUCGUAGAUGCGAGGCUAGGUACCAUGAAAAUACAAAAGAUGGAAUUUAACGAUGGAAUUUAUGGCAAUUCUUUUGUAUUUCCAUGUUAGCCUUGUAUUGCAUUCAAGACAAUUUUGAGAAAGGUGCAUCACUAAUAGAGAAUAAUAUAUUAAUUCCCAGCAUUGAAUGAGUGUAAUUUCUAUUUUUCGAUAUACAUAUAUUGUCAUAGCUACUGACCAUUUCAAUUUUAUAUAACUAAAAACCUUUGCCACGUUUUAUACAAUUAUUUAUCUUAAAAUGGCCAUUGAUUUAUAUGAGUAAUGUUUUCUCAAUCAUUGAACCGAAUAUGGAAGGAAAGGCCACAGGAAAGUAUUGGUUUGAAUUAUAGUAUGAGGAAAGAAACGAAAGGAAAUAUCUUACAAUCCUUUCAAAAAAGUGAAUUCCUCAAUUCCUCAUUAAAUAAGAGAGGAAAAAAUCUAUUAUGAAUCUAGUGUUUUUGGACUAAAAAUUUCUAAAAAAUGAAUUGAACGUAUAUCAGUGUAAUUAAUGUGGGAUUUGUGUACAGAGAUAGGGAAAGAAUGAUAUUCAAGAAUGGAAUUGGCAUGAUAUAUUUAUAUUUGUUAUAUGAUGAUGAAUAUUUAUUUUACACGUAGAAACAUGACAUAGUAUUGACUCCUAUUUUUUGGAUAGAAUUUUAAUAAACAAUGAAAUUUUUGAAA
Molecule: messenger RNA, 2822 nt
Organism: Actinia tenebrosa (Australian red waratah sea anemone)
Lineage: Eukaryota; Metazoa; Cnidaria; Anthozoa; Actiniaria; Actiniidae
Product: serine/threonine-protein kinase PLK1
Biological process (GO): mitotic spindle organization; protein phosphorylation
Cellular component (GO): centrosome; spindle pole; cytoplasm
Molecular function (GO): ATP binding; protein serine/threonine kinase activity; protein binding
Source: RefSeq, a predicted model, not a curated record